UAUAAGAAGCAAUACUCAUUUGGUGGCAACAGGAAACUUCAAACAACAUAAUCCUGACCUUCGAGCCCUGAUCAUCAACCACCAUGUCUAGCAGCAAAAAUGUGGUCUUUGACAUCAUCGGCACUCUGGUGUCGUAUGACGUGUUAUUCGACGCGAUUGACGAGCAAAUGGGCGACCGACUUCGAGCGCAGGGCAUCAAACCCACUCUGCUGGGCUACACCUGGAUCGAAGUCGCAGAGCGGGAAUACACCUAUCUUAGCAUGAGCGGCCAGUACAAACCCUUUGCGACCUGCUUUGAGCUGUUGUUCUGGCGCAUGCUUCACAUGGCAGGCAUCUCCGAGCCCCGAAGCUUUGCCACAAAGAAAGACCUCGAGUACAUCAUGGAAAGAUAUGCCAAACUUGGCUUGCGACCAGGCGCAGCAGAGUGCAUCACCAAGCUUCGCGACGCCGGGUUCACGGUUUGGGCCUUGACGGCUGGGGACCUGGCGGGAGUGGGGGGCUACUUCGCGAACGCUGGUUUGGAAUGGCCUGCAGAGAAUCUACUGUCCUGCGAUACCCAGGGGAUAGGAAAACCCGAUCUGCGGGCGUAUCACCCGCUUCUCGAGCAACUGUCCCAGAAUGGAAAACCAUGGUUCGCUGCCGGUCAUAUGUGGGAUGUUUCGGCGGCUCGCUGUGCGGGGUUCAAAGCCGCUUAUUGCGUCAUUUGGGAGAAGGAGCCGAUCACUGAACUGUUCGGUGAAAUGGAUGUCAUGGCAGAGAUGCUUCCCGAGAUGGCUGAUAAGAUCAUUGCAGCAGCACAGUAAUUUGACGAUGCUGGUGAAUUCAAGAUAGCAAGGAUUGGUGGGUCAGUCGCGUUGGAGACGCUGCAUGUUUCGGCGAAUGAAGGAUAUGUAGAAGCCAUGCAGGAGACUACAGAUAAGAUUAGCAAGCCCUUAUCAUCUAUACCUGGC
Messenger RNA from Aspergillus homomorphus CBS 101889, 950 nucleotides. Its product is annotated as HAD-like protein. Lineage: Eukaryota; Fungi; Ascomycota; Eurotiomycetes; Eurotiales; Aspergillaceae. Bases 84 to 803 code for a protein of 239 amino acids. The record is from RefSeq and is a predicted model, not a curated record. The transcript has 2 exons.